Messenger RNA from Pimephales promelas (fathead minnow), 4458 nucleotides. RefSeq names its product DENN domain containing 2B (gene dennd2b). The record is from RefSeq and is a predicted model, not a curated record. Gene Ontology annotation, biological process: positive regulation of ERK1 and ERK2 cascade. Lineage: Eukaryota; Metazoa; Chordata; Actinopteri; Cypriniformes; Leuciscidae.
GUUCCUGCCAUAUCAACAUUGGCAAACCCGCUGCUCAAAUGACGCAGUUCCGGUUGAUGGUAAUGGUACUUUUAAUCCACAGGAGGCGCUGUUUUCAAGUCUUUUUGGAUUCAUUUAUUAUUAAACGCGAAGUUAUCGGUAGUAAUAAAAAGGAUAAUAAAAUUGAGUCAACUGAAACCCAUUUUAGUGAAAGCUAUUCCUAAUGUUAGGAAAAUUCUCAUAUGCUCACUGCUGUACUUCCAUAUAUGCAAGUAAAUUACACUUUUAAACACUUGUAAAAUAACAAACAGUGAACAGUUAAAACUGUUUUGCUGAAAAGCUGAGCGUAUUACUUUAACCGAAAGUGUUUACCUCAUAAACGAACCAGACAAAUUGAAAUAGCGUUGCACAGACAGAGUGCAUAUCACAUUUCUCAAACAACGGUUCUCAUCAUUUCCUGCACUACCUCCUCCUCCCAGCCAAAAGUCAUGGGACAAACAAUUCAGCGCACACUCCACUGAAAGCUAACUUACGCAAACUCAGAGCAUGGAUAUGUGAAAGGUAACCUUGGCAACGCAAGCGUCACUUACCCAGAAAAGGUGAGGGGGCUGUCAGAGGGAAAUGACUGCCAACAAGAGCUCCAAAACUGCACCGAGAGCAGGAGCGGCUAAAGAUCCACAGGAAAGCUCAGACAGGUGUCAGUCUGUGUCCUUACCUCCAAUUCUUACCACUGGAAAAGAGCCAGGUUCGUCUCAUCUCACUGGCAGUGAGGACACCAGUCAGCCAGGAAGGUACGCUAAAGCUGAUGCUAAACUCUGGACCCAAAAGAACUGGAGCUGUAAGACUGCCAGCUUGAGAAGUGGCGCCUCUCUCCCCACUGACUUUGAAUGUCAAAGCAGGUUCACCAAAUCUAGGAGCAUUAGCUGUCUGGACAAGAGGCUCGCCAUCCAUAAGCCAUCAAGCAGCGAUAACCAGGAUCAGAAGGAGAACCAGCCACAACAGACCCCCCCUGUGGGGGAUGGAUUGAAUACUGGACCCCUCAGCUGGAGUACUCUUUCAGUAGGACCUACCACCAAGUUUGGGCACAAGCGCACACUCUCACUUAGUUGUACUGGGACCUACCCCUCCUCCGUCGCCAUACGCAAAAAGAUCUCGGAAUGGGAGGGUCGGAAGGCGGCUCUGCCUAGGAUGAGCCUUUGCCUGGAGAAGAGGCCUGGAGGUGGGAGUGAGGGUUGCCCAAGUCUGCUGUCCUCACCCUGCAGCGAGAAGACCUUUGACUUUAAGGGUGUGAGGAGGAUGAGCACAGCAUUUUCUGAGUGCUCUUACCCUGAGACUGAGGAAGAUGAGCAUGUAUCGGAUCGAGAAGCUCCUGUAAGGUUCCAGAAAAGGCCUUCAAAGACAGAGUCCUCAGCGAUUUUCCUCCGCACGCUGUCGGCACGCAAGGAGACCUCCGCCGUGCUCAGCCGCAUUAAAAAAAUUGAACAGGUAUUAAAGGAAAGUCCCUCUUCGUCCCCACCACAGUAUCUUAGCAAUUGCUACGGCCUUGACAAGUCCAGACAGAAGUCUUUCACUAUCAGUGGGAUCGAGGACUUGGACAGCACUUGUGGCAGCAAGCGGAGCAGCAUCUGUUCUGUGGCCACAGAACCUGAAGCUUCUCCAGGCUCUGAUAGACUUUCUAAGCUCAAGCAGAGAUUCAGCAUCAGCUCUACCAGAUCGGAGAGCCCAGAACUCCCUACUGCACAGGACUCUUCAGGAAUUACAGUGAACCCUUUGCCCAAACCCAAACGAACAUUUGAGUAUGAUGCCAACCGGAAUCACCGAGGCUUGUUGCCUGGUAAUGGACUACCUCCUACCACUGAAUCUCCACCUCCACUUCCUUCCACCCCAGCACCUGCUAUAAUGAGAAAUUCCAAGACGGAUGAAAGCUUGCCUAAGAAGACUCAAGAUAGAGAAUCGUGUGAGUCAGAAGAUGCUGUCAGUGUGCCUUCCUCAUACCCCUCCUUACCCACAGAGAAUGGCACAGAGAACCACAGUCGGAUCAGCUCCAAGAGCACACUCGAGGAGAAUGCAUACGAGGACAUAGUGGAGAAAGAGAAUCCAUAUGAGGAUGUUGAUCCAUUGAGGAGAUGUCUGGCCAGAAAUUCCCGCCUGUUACCCGAGAGGUCUCGGGACUCACUCAACAGACUAUGGACCUCCCAGGACAGGAAGUCCAUUACAUCUCCCCAGCUGCCCUCUAAACCUAGUAGUCAGUCUCUGCGGCUGCCAGUUCCUGCUGACAGGAAGAGCCAGCGCCCAUCCCGCUUGUCUAAGAGGCACAGCCAUGAUGACAUGCUGCUGCUGCCUCAGCUGGGCAUGCCUUCCUCCCCCUGUGGCCUAUUAGAUGACAGCCUGAACCCCACCACUGAUACCUUGGCCUCCCACAGGCUGAAACGAGUCCCCAAGGUGGUGCAAAGAAUAAACUCUAUCUACUGUACAAAAAGAGGCAAGAAGAGACUAAAGAAGCUUUCACUUUCAAACAUAGAAACUGCGUCUCUAAGAGAUGACAACAGUGAGAGUGAAAGUGACUCUGAUGACAGGUUCAAAGCCCACACUCAGAGGUUACUGAAGCUACAGUCUAUGCUGCGAAGUGCACCCAGUUACAGGACGCUGGAGCUGCAGCUGAUCGAAUGGCAGGAAAGGGAGCUCUUUGAGUACUUUGUGGUGGUCUCCCUGAAGAAAAAGACCACCAAAAACUCAUAUACUCCUGAAGUGACCUACCAGUUCCCCAAGUUAGAGAGACUCACCAAGCAGAUGAGGGAAGCUGAACAGAGACUCAAGGCUAUCCCACAAUUCUGCUUCCCAGAUGCCAAAGACUGGAGCCCUGUGUCUGAAUACAACAGCGAGACCUUCUCUUUUAUGCUCACCGGAGAAGAUGGCAGUAGACGCUUUGGGUAUUGCAGACGGCUUCUGCCGAGUGGGAAAGGGCCUCGCCUUCCUGAAGUGUAUUGUGUCAUCAGUCGACUGGGCUGUUUCAACCUGUUUUCCAAGAUCCUUGAUGAAGUAGAGAGGAGGAGAGGGAUCUCGGCUGCCUUGGUAUAUCCUUUCAUGAGGAGUGUGAUGGAAUCUCCGUUCCCAGCACCAGGCAAAACCAUAAAAGUCAAAACCUUCCUGCCUGGAGCAGGAAAUGAGGUGAUUGAGUUACGGAGACCCAUGGACUCCAGACUAGAGCAUGUGGACUUUGAAAGUCUGUUCAACUGCCUGAGUGUACGACAGGUGGUACGUGUUUUUGCCUCUCUGUUGCUGGAACGAAGGGUCAUCUUUGUGGCUGACAAGCUGAGUACUCUUUCCAGCUGUGUUCAUGCGGUGGUGGCUUUGCUCUACCCAUUCUCCUGGCAGCACACCUUCAUCCCUGUGUUACCCACCUCCAUGGUGGACAUUGUCUGCUGUCCCACACCUUUCCUAGUGGGUAUUCUGUCCAGCUCACUGCCAAAGCUCAAGGAACUACCCGUUGAGGAGGCUUUAAUGGUCGAUCUUGGAACAGACCGCUUCAUCAGACAGAUGGAUGACGAGGCCUCUCUAUUACCACGCAAACUGCAAGCUGCUCUGGAGCAAUCUCUCGAACAGAGAAACGACAUCAUCAAUCAAGACUCCGACAGCGAAUCAGAUGAAGAGUGCACCGCCUCUUUGAACAGUGUGGUGUCAGAGGCCUUCAUCCGCUUUUUCCUGGAGACCAUUGGCCACUAUCCCCUGUUUCUUACCCAGGGCGAAAGAGGGGAGCGCAUCUUCCAGCGCGAAGCCUUCCGCAAGUCGGUGGCUUCUAAGAGCAUCCGCAGAUUCCUGGGUGUCUUCAUGGAGUCUCAGAUGUUUGCUGGAUUCAUCCAGGAUAAGGAGAUGAGGAAGUAUAGGGCUAAAGGUCUAUUUGAGCAGAGAGUGGAACAGUAUCUGGAGGAGUUACCAGACACUGAACAGAGUGGAGUCAACAAAUUUCUGAAGGGUUUAGGAAAUAAAAUGAAGUUCCUUCAUAAAAAGAACUAAAGAACACUUUACAGUAAAACCAAAAACUGUGGACAUUUUCUACAAAUGCUACAUCUGAAGACCUAAUAUGGCUUAGUCACGUAUGUCCAUGUCUAUUGCGUUGACUCUGACGUUCAUGUUUUUGUACAUAUUUAUGGAAGCCGUGCUGUUAAUCUCACAUGUAGCUCUGUUGUUACCUUUCCUGGUACUUGUAUAUGAUACUAGAGAAAUAAUAGGAUGGUACUGAGAGUAUGAAUGGUUAUAUUGCAGUAUAACCUCCACCCUUAGAGAUAGCUGUGCUAAGCUGGAUGAGAUGUAUGAAUGGAAACUUGACAGGUGGAUGUACAGUGGUUGUGUAGUAUUUAACGCUAGAUUUUCUCCAUGAAUUGUAUUUUGUACAUUUAUUAACACAUGAAGAGUAUAAUUACCUUAUUUACAGUGUUUAAUAAAAAAAAAAUCAAUAAAGCUUUUUCUGUUAAUUUCUCA